Bacidia gigantensis is the source of this 3393-nucleotide messenger RNA. RefSeq lists its product as uncharacterized. Gene Ontology annotation, biological process: protein phosphorylation; signal transduction; fungal-type cell wall biogenesis. Gene Ontology annotation, molecular function: ATP binding; diacylglycerol-dependent serine/threonine kinase activity. The coding region runs from base 1 to 3393 and encodes 1130 amino acids. The transcript has 5 exons. The record is from RefSeq and is a predicted model, not a curated record. Lineage: Eukaryota; Fungi; Ascomycota; Lecanoromycetes; Lecanorales; Ramalinaceae.
AUGAAUGACGAUGAGAAAAUCAACCAGGUGUACCGCAAGAUCGAGCGGGAGAAGGUCCUCAUCAAUGCCGCGAAUGCUAUGCGCCAGAACUCCAAUCCACAGGUCCAGGCUUCCCUGGACUCGCAGAUCAGAGAGUCCAGACGGGGUAUAGAGUAUCUGGAAGAAUCGAUGAGAGAACUUCAGAUGCGGAGAAUGGAGAACAUGGACGGCGGACAAGCUGGAGGCCCACAACCCCCCACUCAUGGAUCGCCUCAGCAGAGAAACUUGAGAAAUGCGCAGAAGUCUAAUCCUCCUACUCCGCCACCGAAGGACGGAAGAUCUGGAUAUGUGGAGGAAGGAGAUUACGGCGAUCCUGCGAAUGGUGGGUAUAUGAAUAACAUGAGUGGAGGCUCAGGCAUGAUGCCUCCUCGUGCUCCAUUUGGUCCACCAGGUCCCGAUUCUUCGAUGCCGCGAUCCCGGCCAAACUACACGAAGUUGGAUCUCAUAAAAUAUGACACAUCCUAUUUAGGACCUCGAAUACAACUCAUGCUUUCCCAAUUAGAGUUUAAGCUCAGCGUUGAGAAACAAUACAAAGAUGGUGUAGAGAAAAUGGUUCGAUUGUAUCAAGAUGAAGGAGACAAGAAGAGCAGGGCGGACGCCGAAGGACGACGCAUAGAGAGCAACCAGAAGAUACAGCUCUUGAGACAAGCUUUGAAAAGAUACGAAGACCUUCACGUCGAUAUGGAGAGUACGAAUGAUGCUCCGGAUGAUGACAGCCUUGAUUCACCAAAUUUGCGAAAACCGCUCACAGGCAGCCUUUCCAUGACAGUACAUGCUGUCAAAGAUGUGGAUCAUGCAGCCACCGGAAGAUUCGCUCGUGGUCCAGAGACUUUCGUCAUCAUGAAGGUCGAAGACUCCUUGCAACUUCGAACCAAAGCGACAAGGAUAGAUAGAUGGCACGAUGAGCAUCAUACGGUGGACAUCGAAAAGGCUAACGAAAUCGAAUUAACAGUCUAUGAUAAGGCUGGUAAUCAUGCUACUCCAAUUGGGAUGCUCUGGAUCCGAAUAGCAGACAUAGCAGAGGAGAUGAGGAGGAAGAAGAUUGAGGCUGAUCUCAAGGGCUCUCAAUGGGUGACUGCAGAUAAGAUGGGAUCUGGUGGAGCAGCGCAUAGUCGUCAUGACUCUGCUUACUCCUCAUUGAAUCAGGGCGCAUUUCAAGGUGCAGGUCAGCGAGACUCAGGGGCUUCAGGCCAACAAUUUGGUGGUCCGCAACAGCCCUCUGCACCAGGUGCGAUCGAUGCUUGGUUUUCCCUCGAGCCUGUUGGGAGAAUUCAGCUGUCGAUGAGCUUCAGUAAGGCCUAUAACCAUGACUAUAGAAUCCUUUACUCACAUUCUGCAGCCAAACAAGUCAAAGAUCGUAGACCUUUCGAUAUUGGUCUAAAUCGAAAGGGAGCUAUUCGGCAACGUAAAGAGGAAGUACACGAGCUGUAUGGCCACAGAUUUGUCUUGCAACAGUUCUACACAAUUAUGCGCUGUGCUCUCUGCGGUGACUAUCUCAAAUACUCUGCCGGAAUGCAGUGUGAGGACUGCAAGUUCACCUGUCACCAGAAAUGUUAUUCCAAAGUCGUUACCAAAUGUAUCAGCAAAUCAAAUGCGGAAACGGAUCCUGACGAGGAGAAGGUCAAUCAUCAAUGCGGCUUGAGCUGUCAUGCUACCUGCGCCCAUCUGGUUCCAGACUUUUGCGGCAUGCCAAUGGCCGUAGCAAACGAGAUGCUAGCGGUCGCGCGUGAAACAAAGGAUAGGCAAGGUGCGCGACUACCAUCAAAACCAACCAAUCUAGCGGACCGAACAUUAAGACAAGGCACGACACGACCAAGUCCUGUGCCACAAAUGUCAUUUGCACCACCGCCGACCGAGGAAAGACCAGGAGCCCCAAUUACUGAUCCUCGAAGGUCGCAUGGCCAGGAAGAGCUCUAUCCAGCACCUACCCCUCAACAACCUCAGGGCGGUCAAGGGGCCUUGAAUGCUGCGCAAUCAGCUAAUCAAAGCACACCUCAGCAGAGGCGACCUGAUCCCCAACGCACGGCGUCAUCCCAGGCUCUAGCUGCUGCAGGCAAAGCUAUGGACAAUAAUGGAAAGCGACCAUCCGCCCAACGACCAUCUACAACGACCGAUAUGAGUUCGCUUGCUGGCAUGCCAUUCGAUCCGAAUGAAGCUCGUACCCCGGUGCAACCACAACCGCAAUCAUCGUACAAUCCGCAGAAUUAUGCCCCCUUCGACCGCCCACCACAGGUGCAACCUCCUGCCAUCACGAAACCUCCAGUACAACAGCCUCCGUAUCCUGAGCAUGGAGUCUCUCAGUAUCCGUCCAAAGGGAUGAAACAAGCGGUUCCCUCUCAGCAAGGUACCGGUCGAAGAAUUGGUCUCGAGCAUUUCAAUUUCCUUGCGGUCCUUGGAAAGGGCAAUUUCGGUAAGGUCAUGCUAGCAGAGACUAAGGCGACCAAGAAGUUAUACGCUAUCAAAGUUCUCAAAAAAGAAUUUAUCAUUGAGAAUGAUGAGGUUGAGAGUACGAAAUCAGAAAAGAGGGUCUUCCUGAUUGCAAAUAAAGAGCGUCAUCCGUUCUUGUUGAAUCUUCACGCCUGUUUCCAAACCGAGACAAGAGUUUACUUCGUCAUGGAAUAUAUCAGCGGUGGAGACCUCAUGCUUCACAUUCAGCGAGGUCAAUUUGGUAGCAAACGAGCGCAAUUUUAUGCCGCCGAGGUCUGCCUAGCUUUGAAGUAUUUCCACGAAAAUGGUGUCAUAUACCGGGAUCUCAAGCUGGAUAAUAUUCUGUUGACUCUUGACGGCCAUAUCAAGAUAGCGGAUUAUGGACUUUGCAAGGAAGAUAUGUGGUAUGGCUCGAACACAAGCACGUUUUGUGGGACGCCGGAAUUCAUGGCUCCAGAGAUCCUUCUGGAUAAGAAGUAUGGGAGGGCAGUCGACUGGUGGGCGUUUGGGGUGCUGAUUUAUCAAAUGCUCCUUCAGCAAUCCCCAUUCAGAGGGGAAGACGAAGACGAGAUUUACGAUGCGAUUCUUGCAGACGAACCUCUGUACCCCAUUCACAUGCCUCGUGACUCGGUAUCCAUCCUUCAGAAACUGCUUACCAGAGAGCCAGAAUUGCGACUAGGCUCUGGGCCUACUGAUGCACAGGAGGUAAUGAGCCAACCAUUCUUCAAGACGAUUAGCUGGGAGGACGUCCGGGAUAAGAGGAUGCCGCCGCCAUUCAGGCCUGAGAUUAAGAAUGCUACCGAUACCAGCAAUUUCGAUUCGGAAUUUACUAGUGUGACGCCGGUCUUGACUCCGGUACAAUCAGUUUUGACACAAGCGAUGCAAGAAGAGUUCCGCGGUUUCUCUUACUCGGCAGAUUUUGUUUGA